Molecule: messenger RNA, 3060 nt
Organism: Cynocephalus volans (Philippine flying lemur)
Lineage: Eukaryota; Metazoa; Chordata; Mammalia; Dermoptera; Cynocephalidae
Gene: GPHN
Product: gephyrin
Exons: 23
Coding region: 388-2706 (772 amino acids)
Biological process (GO): molybdenum incorporation into molybdenum-molybdopterin complex; Mo-molybdopterin cofactor biosynthetic process; gamma-aminobutyric acid receptor clustering
Cellular component (GO): cytoplasm; dendrite; postsynaptic membrane
Molecular function (GO): molybdopterin molybdotransferase activity
Source: RefSeq, a predicted model, not a curated record
CUCUCCUAUCCCUUCGGUCUCCAUUUAGCCGCCUUGAGUCUGGCGCUCCGGAAAGCGGUCCAGGUCUCUCCGGUCUCCCGCCGCCCUCUCCGCGCGCGCUCUCCCCGUGCGGCCACGGCAUCCCCCACCCCCAGGUCGCCUCUUAGCCGGGCUCGGGGUCGCGCGCCCUGACUCCGCCCCCUCCCGCGGACCCGCGCACUCCCGGCGCGGCCUCUCCCCCACGCAGGCCACCAAGCGCUCUGCCCCCUCCCCCUCCUUUCCCUCUUGACUCGCGCUCCCCUGGCGCCCUAGCUCUCGCGCUCUCCGAGGCGAGCGCGCUCCCGGCCCGCGCGUUCCGGGCUCUGGCUUCUCCCGGCUCCUGUCAGUGCGGUGACUGCGCUGGGAAACAUGGCGACCGAGGGAAUGAUCCUCACUAACCACGACCAUCAAAUCCGUGUCGGAGUCCUCACAGUGAGUGAUAGUUGCUUCAGGAAUCUUGCAGAAGAUCGCAGUGGGAUAAAUCUCAAAGAUCUCGUACAAGAUCCUUCUUUGUUGGGUGGGACUAUAUCAGCAUACAAGAUAGUACCAGACGAAAUAGAAGAAAUCAAGGAAACACUGAUAGAUUGGUGUGAUGAAAAGGAACUUAAUUUAAUACUAACAACUGGAGGAACAGGGUUUGCACCACGAGAUGUCACUCCAGAGGCCACAAAAGAAGUAAUAGAACGGGAAGCACCAGGGAUGGCCCUAGCAAUGCUGAUGGGAUCACUUAAUGUUACACCUCUGGGCAUGCUCUCUAGGCCUGUGUGUGGAAUCAGAGGGAAAACUCUCAUAAUUAACUUGCCAGGUAGCAAGAAAGGAUCUCAGGAAUGCUUUCAGUUCAUACUGCCAGCUCUACCUCAUGCCAUUGACCUUUUACGUGAUGCCAUUGUAAAAGUAAAGGAGGUGCAUGAUGAACUUGAAGAUUUACCAUCCCCGCCACCUCCUCUUUCCCCACCUCCCACAACCAGCCCCCAUAAACAGACAGAAGACAAAGGAGUUCAAUGUGAGGAAGAGGAAGAAGAGAAGAAAGACAGUGGUGUUGCUUCAACAGAAGAUAGUUCCUCAUCGCAUAUAACUGCAGCAGCCAUUGCUGCCAAGAAGCAUCCAUUCUACACCAGUCCUGCUGUUAUCAUGGCAUACGGUGAACAGCCCAUCCCUGGUCUCAUCAGUUAUUCCCAUCAUGCAAAAGGCAGUGCAGAUGAACGGAUUCCAGACUCCAUCAUCUCUCGUGGCGUUCAGGUGCUCCCACGAGACACAGCCUCCCUUAGCACUACUCCUUCAGAAUCGCCUCGUGCUCAGGCUACAUCUCGCCUCUCUACAGCUUCCUGCCCAACACCAAAAGUCCAGUCCAGGUGCAGCAGCAAGGAGAACAUUCUCAGAGCCAGUCACAGUGCUGUCGAUAUCACAAAGGUGGCUAGAAGACAUCGCAUGUCUCCUUUUCCUCUGACAUCUAUGGACAAAGCCUUUAUCACAGUCCUGGAGAUGACUCCGGUGCUUGGGACAGAAAUCAUCAAUUACCGAGACGGAAUGGGGCGAGUCCUUGCUCAAGAUGUAUAUGCAAAAGACAACCUACCCCCCUUCCCAGCAUCAGUAAAAGAUGGCUAUGCUGUCCGAGCUGCUGAUGGCCCAGGAGAUCGUUUCAUCAUUGGGGAAUCCCAGGCUGGUGAACAGCCAACUCAGACAGUAAUGCCAGGACAAGUUAUGCGGGUUACAACAGGUGCUCCAAUCCCCUGUGGUGCUGAUGCAGUAGUACAAGUGGAAGAUACUGAACUUAUCAGGGAAUCAGAUGAUGGCACUGAAGAACUUGAAGUGCGAAUUCUGGUGCAAGCUCGACCAGGCCAAGAUAUCAGACCCAUCGGCCAUGACAUUAAAAGAGGGGAAUGCGUUUUGGCCAAAGGAACCCACAUGGGCCCCUCAGAGAUUGGUCUUCUGGCAACUGUAGGUGUCACAGAAGUUGAAGUUAAUAAGUUUCCAGUGGUUGCAGUCAUGUCAACAGGGAAUGAGCUGCUAAAUCCCGAAGAUGACCUCUUACCAGGAAAGAUUCGAGAUAGCAAUCGUUCAACCCUUCUAGCAACAAUUCAGGAACAUGGUUACCCCACAAUCAACUUGGGAAUUGUGGGAGACAACCCAGAUGACUUGCUCAAUGCCUUGAAUGAGGGUAUCAGUCGUGCUGAUGUCAUCAUCACAUCAGGGGGUGUAUCCAUGGGGGAGAAGGACUAUCUCAAGCAGGUGCUGGACAUUGAUCUCCAUGCUCAGAUCCAUUUUGGCAGGGUUUUUAUGAAACCAGGCCUGCCAACGACUUUUGCAACUUUGGAUAUUGAUGGUGUAAGAAAAAUUAUUUUUGCACUACCAGGGAAUCCUGUAUCAGCUGUGGUCACCUGCAAUCUCUUUGUUGUGCCUGCACUGAGAAAGAUGCAGGGCAUCUUGGAUCCUCGGCCAACCAUCAUCAAAGCCAGGUUAUCAUGUGAUGUAAAACUGGAUCCUCGCCCAGAAUACCAUCGGUGUAUAUUGACUUGGCAUCAUCAAGAACCACUGCCUUGGGCACAGAGUACAGGUAAUCAGAUGAGCAGCCGUCUGAUGAGCAUGCGCAGCGCCAAUGGAUUGUUGAUGCUACCUCCAAAGACAGAGCAGUACGUGGAGCUCCACAAGGGCGAGGUGGUGGAUGUCAUGGUCAUUGGACGGCUAUGAUGGUCACCAGCAGAAGAAAGCUUUGAUGCAUGUCCACAUAUCAUUGACUGUAUCCUGUAAUAUGCAAUGGCACAGCUAGUUUUUCUGACUUGGAUAAAAGUUGAUCUGUAUAGUCAACAUCUUGAACUAUAUUUCGAAUGAAUUUAAAUACCUUUUAAAGAAAAAAACACCUAAAAAUAAAUCUUAACAGACAACUCUAUUCUGAUUAUAUCAAAGCAAAUUUUUCCUUUCUUGCAAAUUGCUUUGUGUGUUCAAUGCUAGGUCUGAUAGCGAUAGCUUUUGGUAGACAGCGGUAGGUGCCUGCAGAACUUGUGUUUUUCUCAUCUUUAAAAUACAACUACUUAUGCUCUUAAA